GGGGAGCAAACUUGCUGACGUGUGUUUCCUUACACAAUCUGCAAUAUGGGGAAGGAAGAUUCAGAUAACGGAAAGUACAAGACCAUAGAGGAAAAGCCAGUGAAGAUCGACAAGUGGGACACAGCUGCCCUCAAAAAUGCCCUUGACGAUGGGGCCAAGAAGGUGAUGCUAGAGACAUAUGGGUUCACAGAGAGCCAUGCCCUGACUGAUGGACGUCUGCUCAUAUGCACGAUCGCCGUGGGGUUUGCAAUGUUUGCGCUCAUCUGGGACUACCUUAGACCAUUUCCUGAAUCUCGCCCUGUCCUCAUCAUGUGUGUCUUGUCCUACUUCUUCCUGAUGGGAGUGCUCACGUUGUACAUGACAUACAAGGAAAAGGGUAUUUUCCUUGUCGCCCUUGAAAAGGACAAGGCAAAGGUCGACCCUGACAACCGAUGGGAACUCGCCUCAACCCUCAGAAAAUAUGAUGACCAGUACACGCUGUCGAUGACGUAUACAGACACUGCUUCCAAGAAGACGCGUUCAAGUCAGAUAACCAAGUCGGUUGCAAGUUUCUUCGAUGAAAACGGCGUUCUUUGCAUGGACUUGUAUCAGCCCGAAGUAAAGAUGUUGAAAAACAAUGUGUCAGUCAGCAAGAAAGAAUAGCCAAGACUAGUUUAUAGAAUAUCCUGUGAGCCUUAAUCUGUGAAAAUAGGUCGUAUUGCAUGCGCAUAAAGGGUCAUCCCAGAUUAGCCUGUGCAGUCUGCAAAGAUUAAUCAGGAACAAGGUUUUACACUUGUAUUGUAUUUUUCAUAUAAAGGAAUUGUCUUCUUAGCAAAAACCCAGUGUAGGCAGAAAGUGUUGUCCCUGAUUAGCCUGUGUGGACUGCACAGUGUAGGCAGAAAGUGUUGUCCCUGAUUAGCCUGUGUGGACUGCACAGUCUUAUCUGAGGGGACACUUUACGCACAUGCAUUAAGCCCCGUCUUCACAGAGUGAGACUCAUGUAUUCUCCAUUUUAACGGUCAUUCAAUUAUAUUGCCUUUUUUCUUUUCGAUCUAGUUUUGUGUCUGUGUUCUGUGUCAUCAAAAAUUUGGUCCUGUUUAUCAGCUAUGAUUUUGUAAAUUCCAAUUAAACAGAAAAAGCUGUGUUACUAACAUUUGAUGUUCUCAUUUUUAGGCAGCAUUCUGCUAAUGAUUUUAACAUAUAGCAAGUCAAUAUUAAUCAUGUUCAUACCCCCAAAAAGGGAUAUUCUAUGUUUGUUCAUAAAAGUUGACAAACGACACACUAUUUCACUUAUAUGCAGUUUUUAUUACUUUGUGUUAUUUUGGUAUAUGGAUGUGAAACGUUCCCAAUGCUUGGAAAUUUUUAUAUUUUAUCCCAAAUUAAAGUGUGACAAUUCCUAAACUUUGAACUAACAAGAAAUGUAAAACAACACAAACAUGCAGAAAAGAUUGACAUUGUGUACAGUACCUAUUUUAACUGUUCACCAAACAACAUAACAGUUUGUAUAUUGUUAUUAACCAGGUUUUCCGAAGGAAAAAACUGGUUAUUAGAUUGGCGAAUGCGGGCGGGCGGGCUGGCUGGCGGGCUGGCGGGCUGGCGGAAUAAGCUUGUCCGGGCCAUAACUAUGUCGUUCAUUGUUAGAUUUUAAAAUCAUUUGGCACAUUUGUUCACCAUCAUUGGACGGUGUGUCGCGCGAAAUAAUUACGUCGAUAUCUCCAAGGUCAAGGUCACACUUUGAGUUCAAAGGUCAAAAAUGGCCAUAAAUGAGCUUGUCCGAGCCAUAACUAUGUCGUUCAUCGUCAGAUUUUAAAAUCAUUUGGCACAUUUGUUCACCAUCAUUGGACGGUGUGUCGCGCGAAAUAAUUACGUCGAUAUCUCCAAGGUCAAGGUCACACUUUGAGUUCAAAGGUCAAAAAUGGCCAUAAAUGAGCUUGUCCUGGCCAUAACUAUGUCAUUCAUUGUGAGAUUUUAAAAUCAUUUGGCACAUUUGUUCACCAUCAUGGGACGGUGUGUCCCACGAAAGAAUCACGUCAAUAUCUCCAAUGUCAAGGUCGCCACGACUAAAAAUAGAUUUAAAAAAAAAAAAAAAACUUACAAAGGGGGUUAAUUUUUUUUGGUCAUUUCAAAAGUUCAGUUCGAGUUUUCUCCCUUUAUCAGAUUUUUUUUUCACAAUGAAAACCUGGUUUUGUGACAAUUUUGUCCCUUGUUUAUUAUAUAAAACCAUGAUAGUGUGUUUUUUAAUGCUUAUUAUACAGUUCAACUUGUUUCACCAAUUUAUCUACCUUUACCAGUUCCAUUCCUCAAGUAGGGACAAUUAAACAAUGCCAUGGACAUAAAUGGAGGAUUUGUAAGUGUAUGCAUGAAUGUGUACUUCAUCAAGCAAGACGUUGAUGAACAUAAAAAAUGCUGAAUUAGUGGAGUUAUUCCAUUUUUUAUUGUCACUGUGUGUAUAUCUGUUGUCAACUCUACGCAGAUAAAUAGUAUGAUAUUU
Messenger RNA from Dreissena polymorpha, 2470 nucleotides. Its product is annotated as signal peptidase complex subunit 2-like. Gene Ontology annotation, cellular component: signal peptidase complex; membrane. The transcript has 6 exons. Bases 46 to 642 code for a protein of 198 amino acids. Lineage: Eukaryota; Metazoa; Mollusca; Bivalvia; Myida; Dreissenidae. Gene Ontology annotation, biological process: protein targeting to ER. The record is from RefSeq and is a predicted model, not a curated record.